This is a messenger RNA of Phytophthora nicotianae INRA-310, 633 nucleotides long. RefSeq lists its product as hypothetical. The record is from RefSeq and is a predicted model, not a curated record. NCBI's taxonomy places the organism in Eukaryota, Oomycota, Peronosporomycetes, Peronosporales, Peronosporaceae. The transcript has 2 exons. The annotation marks the transcript as partial.
GAUGACAGGUCUGGAAACCGUGACGGCAGCAAGAACAAGCCUCUGGAUCUCUCACGUGAUUCGUCAAGUCCGCAGCAGACGCCCAAGAAAGUCAAGUCGUCGGGAAAGUCUCGAUCUCGAGGUACGGUUCAGCUUCGCCCCUCGGCGUACACGCCGAAUGAUCAUGACGCUCUGGAUGCCACCAAGCGGUCACUCCGGACUGCCACUCAGGUACGCGAGUCUCUGGAAGGUCUCCCGGUAGUCUGGUCCAAGCAACGUUCGGACCUGCAACAGGUCAUGGUUUCCGGACUUGAUUAUCAGGACGCUCUGGACCUGGUCAGCGGGGACAACGAGCUCGACCAGACUCCGUGGACCAAGUACGUACCAACGUGGUACUUCAAAAGCGCGAAGGUGCUCAUCGAGUCGACGGACGAAAUUCUGGAGCGCUGGCCCAACUUAAAGAAGGUUCGUCUGGAAGAUGAAGCUGAGAUCCAGAUGGCACUCUACGAGGACAUCUCGAGCGAGGACGAUGAUGAGCGGGACGCGGACUUUCAAGAUAGCAGUCCAAGUGGCAAAUCCCACAACAGCUCCGGUCGCCGGACGACUCCGCCCCGGGGCGCCAAGCAUAAGCGCGACUCAGAAUCCGGAGCUUAG